UAUCUUGUCAUUAUCCAUCUCAAUCCAUAGGAAAAAGUUGUCCUACUUUCAGGUUGUAGAACGACUCUUCUUCUAUCAUUUUAGAACCUGAACUUGUUGUACUUCAAUUGAGAAGCCUUAUUCUCAAAUAAACAAAGUACAACUCAUUAUUUCCUUUGAAUGAAUGAAUGUCUGCUCGUCGACACUGUACUCAAAUCAAUAUCAAAGCAAAAGUCGAAGUAGCGGUACUAUGAUCUUCAUUUGUUGAACUAGAAGUUCACGCUGCACCUGCAGUGUACUACUAGAACUUCUUACACUAGAAAGCCAAAGCACUUUUUCACCUUGUUCAUCGAUCAACCAGUGCUUCUUGUACUUCUUCUUCUAUGUAUAAAUAUCUUCGACAUAUAAUCUGUAUCACAUCAAGUCAACAAGAGAACACAAACUACAAUAACAAGAGGUGGUCGUGGACACGACAAACCUCCGAAGAUGAGUGUCUCGCCACGCCCCUUGGCAGCUCAUGCUUCUGACCCGAAUCCAUUGGCAAGCAGGUACAGUCACGGUCUCAGAGAUCCCCACGAUGAGGAUCACAUCGGCUACACGAAAUCGUUCAGUCCACCGCCUGCUGCUAUGUUGAGAUUAUAGUGCUGUAGAAGUAGUAGUAAUUUUAUUGACUUAUUUUUGAAGUAGUUGUGUAGUUUUUACCGCUAUGCCCGAUCAUGAGAAGUUAGUAGUGUUAGUUUUUAGACUUUUUUUGAACUUCCCAUUCAUUCUACUGUCCUUCUCGUCUAACCUUCCUCUACGUCCUGGCAGUGUCCCAUGGGAGCAAUGGAAGCCUGGAACGAGGUUGCCAACAGAAAAGUUCGAGUUCCCCAGUGAACAGCCUGUGAGGGUAUUUUUUUUUUAAACUCAUGUCUGCCACUCAUGUCUGCCAGUUUUCCCGGUAGGCCCACAACCUAACCUAAAACUGGCUUCCUCGUCGUCCUGACAUUGACAUGAUUGGCAACGUGUCCGAUACACCCAGUUCGUCGAGUAUGCGAGAAGGGUGUCAUUUCGAUGAGCCUGAGCAUACGGUUUCAUCUCUGUAAAUUUAAAUCACAAACUACACAGGAUAAGGUAGUUUCAUCUCUGUAAAUAAAUCACAAACUAGUAGUACACUACAACAAUCAACUACAUUCAUCUUCAUCAAAUUCAAUCGCAAGAAUUGCUGUCGCUCACUCUCCUCCCACCAACAAACCAAUCAGAGUGAAAGUGCUAUUGCAGGACUAUCGAUGUGGGGCCAAUCGGAUAGGACGACCUCUGAAGACCACGCUAACGCCGAUGUUGACCAGCACCAGGCAUACUAUAAUGAUUUAAUCUAUCAUGGUGGGCGCGGAUCAGAAGGUUAAGGUGCUGGUUACCUCUAGUUCUAUUGAUUUCAAUCCAUCUCUGUAAGAAGGAAGAUUCUGAAUGAACCGAGAGUGAAGUAGAUCAGGAUCUACGAGUACUAGCUAGUAAAGCUCCUGCUCGAUCUCUAGGCUUUUCACUUCCGCGGCCGUUUUCAUUCUAGGGAACACACUGCCGGAAUUGAUUUGUCCCCUCAUUAGGCUAGGAGGACUAAAUGGGACACCAUCAUGAUGAUCGAUCUCUAAGCUAGCGGCUUCGAGGAAGACGAGGGAGGAGGUGGUCCGGUUUUUCAUGCUGGGCACGUCGAACAACUCCUCCAAAAUGCAAGUGACGACGAUGAGGCACCUUUACACAAGCCCCAACCUAUUCGAGGAGGUGGACUGCAUCCCCUAGGCUCAGCAACUAAGGGGUAUACUAUUAAGGUUCGAGAUAAUUCAUUUCCAAAGCAAGAGGAUCGUCGAAGGAGUAUACUAUAGGAUACUCUUGAGGUUCGAGAUAAUUCAUUUCCAAGGCGAAUGUUAUAAAAAGAAAUAUGAUAGAGAUGAAAGCCCUAUUGCAUGUAAAUUGUUCUGGUAUUUGGUAACCUGAUUUUGAUCAUGAGGACUUUCAACUUGUCCUCCUACUCUAAGCACAGGGUUAGGAAUGCUGUCCACCUUUAAUUUGAUCAUGAGGAAAACAAGAAGAGAACCCUUGUGAUCAAAUUCGUCUAAUACUAGAGCCCUUGAGGCAUCGAUGGCUGGUGGAGCUCGUAGUGCGAGCCCGCCUGGACUGGAGGACGGCUACGACGCUGUUAGAGGCUACGGAGGGAUCUACUCUGCGCAACAUAGAGAUAUGGUGAUGAGAUUGAGAUAAAGUCAGCUUUUACUACUCGAAAACAGGAAAUAUGCGAGUUACUGAGUAAAAUUAUAUGGGACGUAGCUUGUAGUAAAGGCUAGUACCCUUCGUCCUUCACUCUCUCGGUUAUUCUUAUCAGUUACUUGCUUAUUUCAGUUUUUCGAGUACGAUCAUGUACUUACUUCGAGAACAAUAAUUCUGAGCUUCUCCUUACUUACAACUUGAGAAUAAACACGAUCGAAUUUUUUGAACAAGAUCAAAAUGUUGAUUAGAAGUGAGUCCUCACCGCACCACCCGAUCCCCAUUCCCAAUUCAUCCUGAACCAAAGCGCAGUAGAGGACGACCAAAUAGUGGAACAUUUGAGUCAUGAAUUGCGGAGACAGUUGGCUUUGAGAGCUUCUAGUGCGGCUCCAGAAUUGUGGAAUUCGAAGGACGAAGCGAGCAGACGAGAGAGACACGUCGUAGAAAGGCGAGCAGCAACAGCACUAGCUGGUGCACCAGGCGCAGGAUUUUCACCGGAAAGAUCGACCCCGCAGCCGAAGCAAUUUAUGAUGUCCGUUUUUGUGACUUGUCGUAGUUGUAGAUGUCCAUGGCGUGAAAUUGAUAGAAAUUAAUCCGUGACGAAACACUAUAACUCCCUGAGGCAGUCUGCACUGAACCUAGUGCGACAUGAUUAAUAAAUUGUAAUACUUCUAUAUUUUGUAGUAAGUACUUCUAGGAAAUUUUAUAUUUAUAUAUUGUAGUACUUCUAGUUGUUCUGUUCAUCAAUCACAGCAUCAAGGUGCAGUAGCAGUACGAGACGAUCGGGAGCAAGAACUACAGCAGCUGCACCAGCAUCUUCAAGUGAAAUAUUUCAUCGAUUUUCUGUAGGAUACAUGCAACCAAUAGUUGCUCUAAUCCUUCCGGAGGUGGUGGUGGCUCCUCUUCGAGUACUGGUUCUGCUGGGCGUGAGCGUCUUUCCUCCUCCAAAACGCAUGGUCCUGGUUCCACUUCCAAGAAGCAUACAUCCAACACCUAUGACAUGCCAGCCGCUGAACCAGCUGUGCGUCAAGAUUCUAGGAGUGCGCCACAAAGUCUGGGCCAACUGCUAGCUGAAAUGGAAGCGCAAAAAGGGGCGAAUGGAGGAAAGGUAAACUAACUGCAAAUGCAAGUAAUAGGAACAAGCUUCUAGUAGUACCAGGAUAUUUUUAUUUUUCUGAGUUGGAAAGUGAAUCAUAGAAGACAUGAUGAUGAUGAUGAUGAGAUGAAAAUCCACCUUAUCGUAUUUUUCUCAAUCUAAAUAGAAUACACUGACUCGUCGUCGUCCAACCUGUCUCUAUCAGGGCCAUCACUCAGGAUAUAAGAAUAUGAGCAAUUAUGCUGCAAGUUGGGGAUACGGAUCUGGAGGCUAUGAUCAUGAUGGUACAAAUUAUUCUUUAAUGAAAUAGCAAGUCUUUGGUCUUCCUAGGUAUGUCAACGUUAUUGGUUGUAGAAGAUGAAAUUGGAGAGAAUACGAUCGUUAAUCUUGAUGUAUACUCCUGAGCGUAUUCUCCUGAGCCUGAACUUGAAACAAACUCUUUUGGAGUGAAGAUCUUCAUCUUGAACAUAAUUUAUUGCGGCAAAUUAUUGAAUUUGUCGCAUUUGAAGAUUGCCUAGGCUCUUCUUCAAGAUCUCCUCUAUGAUGCCUCACUCUUCAGGUGGUCAUCAGCAGAAAUAUUUGCCACCCACUUUGCCUGGUUAUUUCCAGAGUGAAAGUCCUGGCUCUGCUAAUCUUGGGCCAGCAGCCCCACCAGAGAAAGUACCUCCGCUACCGGAUAGAAGCUACAUAAGUUAAGUCCUUUGAGGUUGAUUCAGUAAACUGGAAUUGCUCACGAUCUAUCUCUAUCUCUAUCACGUUUGAUGUUCGAAGGAGGUGUGCCUUAAGGUUAAGGAGGUGUCCUUAAGAAUAUGGACGAAAAUGCUUAAGCUUAUAAGUACUUAUUAAUAUUAGUUUUUAAAUCACGUUUGAUGCUCAUCAAGAAGAACAUCGAGGCUCAUAUUAAUUCAUAUUCUUAACUCUUCGAAAUAAGCGAAAUCACUCACACUCAGUACAACGAACCUAUUUUUACAGCAAGCCUAGUUCAAGAAGUUCUUCAACAAGGUUAUAGCUAUUUCAUCUUGGCGAUGGUUAGUGACGACCAUUUGAGACGCAAUAAUGAUGAUGACCAACCUCCAGUCCAAUCCCUUCCCGUUUCGCACGCUGUCCACAAGCCUACCUCGCCGCCACCUAGUUUUCCGGCGACGUAGGCUUGUGGACAGCGUGCGAGCAUCAUUUGGUCGCGGUUUCCAAUCAGACAGAGAUGACAGUGAUGUGCCACCUUUCUAGUAGUUCUAAUCCCCUCCGGCUUCGCUUGCUGUCCACAAGCCUACGUCGCCGCCACCUAGUUUUCCGCCACCACCACAGCACCAAGCCGCCACGGAAACCCUCGCGCCACCACCUCUAUGAAGAAUCUUCAACGGCGCUACAAGUCCUUCAUUGAAGCUACCAAGAUUAUCUUUUAUCAUUUUCAUUAUCUUGACUUCAAGAACUAGAGGCUCAGUAGUAUCACCUCAAUCUAUCUUCACAAGUUCUCUCUUUUUCUCAAGUACUAGAAGAGGUUAAGUAAUUUCUUCUGAAUUGCUUCUUUCGCUUGUUUUUUUUUCUAGUUAGGUCUCACCUACUGGAUGAAUUAUCAAGUUCUGACUGUCUUAAGUAGAAAAGUAUGAUAUUGAUAAUCGGUUUUGGCUUCAUAUUAGCCUUAUCUUCGCUCCGGAGCUCCACCUUACCAACCUGACCAAGAUCCGCGACUUUUGGCAGCUUCUGACGCUGCUGCGACACACGCUCUAUACGGAGCAGGUGGAGCCGCGCAACAUCUUGUAGCUGCAGGUCAUCCCGCAUACGCAGCUACCGGUACUAUUGCCCACAGUUCAGGUAGCGUCGCAUCUGCUUACGCAGAGAGUCAAGCGUCAUCUGUGCAGCACCCUUUGCAGCGUUUAUAUUCGCACUCGGCUGCCGUGGAUCAUGGUAUGGCAGUUCCUGGUAGUAGUCACCUUUACCCGACGCAGGAUGUGCCACAGCGACCAUCAGGAAAGGGAGGCCAUAGCCACCUAGGAGCACAUGCAGGGGCAGCAGGAUAUCAGCACGUUUACUUUAAGGCUUGAGAAAAUCCAUCUUGUUUCCCAAGACGUUGGCACUGCCGUUCUGAAUGCAUGGGACCACAGCUGCGCCAAGAUGUUGAGCCUGAUGGAUUUAGUCACAAGGUCUAACUACUUGUCAGACCACCUACAACAUCAAGGAGUCGAUCAAGAUACGACCACUACCGCUACUAGUCAACUGCAGCAGCUCAACAAUGCGAAUAACAGUCGUCUGCCGAUGAUAAAAGGUCCAAUGGGACCGGGAAAAAUGCCUCCUAAAGUUAAGCACUUCCAAGAAAAAAAUUACAACAAUCGUUAUCUUCAUCAGACGAAUAGCUACCCUUCUGCUGGCCGUUACCACGCGAUCCAGUCCUACAGUGCUGCUGCUGCUGCUGCUGCUGCUGCAUCACUUCCGACGCCUUCGGGUUGCGGUCGCAGGCCUGGCAAUACGCAGUUCCCACAAGCUAGAAUCAGAGUCCCCACUAUGGAAGACUCCAUGACCGAAGUAGAGCUGAGGCAAGCGGAACAACACCUCGACAUUUUUCGUGGACAUGUCAUGGCACAUAUUGUUUUAUGAAGAGAGAGACAAUAAGAACAAUAACCGGUUGUAGUACGCCGUAACCGGUUGUAGUACCUCCUAAGUAGGAGAGCCGUAAGCGUAACGGCUCUCCUACUUAGGAGGUACUGUAUUACUGGGUCGGGGUGGCCUCACAAGUAGACACUUAUAGCUACGCAAGACGUACCAUGACAUGACAUUUGUCAAGCAACUAAUCAAAUUCACAACCGUCUCAUCGCGCAUUGUAGUUCUUGAGAAAAACUUCUAGUACAGACAGAGUAGGUUUAUGAUUGUCACACCAGGCGAGAUUGAUUACAAGCAUGACCUACUUACAAAUCUAUAAAUUUUAAUGCUAAAAAUGCAAAUACAGUUUAUAUUAAAAACGCAGCGACAACUUCACCAAUCUCUAAUCCGGACACAACACGGCUCCAAGAUGGUUCAGCGCGCUCUUCAGAAUGGUGAUCAUAUACCUAGUAUGCGCCUUAUUUUGUACGAGGUGGAGGACCAUUUACUGCACUUGAUGUCCGAUAGAUACGGAAACUAUGCCUGUUCGGUCAUAUUUUCGGCGUUGCCACAUGCGAAUAGGAAGAGGUAAUCAUGCGGUGUUUGCUACUGGUGUCCUGUGGUCUAGAAGAGGUUGCUUUUCCAUUUCGUCGGCAACAUCUUGCAUAACGAGUAAGUCACAACAUCUUCCGAAGUUGCAAUAAUCAGGAGGUUGCCACCUCCAGUGGCCACCUGGAAGUUCGCUGAUGUCGGUCUCAGCCCUUGAGCUGUGUACAUCCUCCGUUCUACUCACUCGUCUCACUGUCCCUCGCAUCCACCUACUCCAUUCGCCUCGUCCUUCCUACUCGAUUACAUCAGCAUGCACCUACUUCUUUACAUUCACUCCUCUUUUUCCUACGUUACUUCCUCAGAUUCCUCGUCUGCCUGACCGCGAGAGACAUCGAGAUGACAGCUCUGGACAAGCGUGGGACCCAUAGUAUGCAGGCUCUCCUAGACUGCUGUGGCGAUGAUCAUGCAGAGGGGGAAUCUUUUCUAUACUUAAUGCCUCACUUUAUAAUCGAUCCGUCUCUUACUUAGCCCAUCUGUGAUUGAGCUGUGUUCAAGUUCAACAUAGAAGAAAUAAAUGGAAAGAGAAGAGGUGGAUUGUAGUGAGUAGCUCUAAUAAACCAGAUGGACCAAGUGUUUCUCAAUGUGGCUUUGGACGUCAAUGGAACGCAUGUGAUACAGAAAGCGCUGCAAACGUAGGAUCUAUAUUAAUUAUUAUAAUUACAUUUUGUUAUUGAUAUUGUUUGGCAUUCAUUGCUUAUUCCUCCGGUUCUACUUGUAGUUGUUGUCAACGAGUAUGAAUUUGAAGUGCCGGCUGAUGUUGACUUCUUUUUAUUGAUGAUGUGCAGCUACGAGUGCGACUUCUAGUUGAAGAACAGCUUCUCGACGCGAUAAAGUUUCUCUCGCCUCAAUAGCACACUGUUGCGGAGUUUUUUCGACAUCUCCUUGACCAAUCAAAUCUAUCAGGUGGCCGGAAACCGUGUUGCGUGUUACUUACUCUGCUUGUGUCGAGUAUUUCCAAGAAUUAAUGAGCGAUGCUCAGGGAAUUUGCGUCCUCAAAGUGGCCAUGACGAACGCGGAUGCGUCAACUGCAUGCGAAGGAUUAAAACAAAGGAUAGAGGAGAAUGCUUUGGUGCUCUUGUUUGUCUUCUUGUUGUUGUUGUAAGUACUUGUUUGAUGAUGUCUAUUUUGAUUUAGUUGGAGUGGUCUCGACGUAUUCGCUUGAUAGAACAGCCGCCCGCGUGCGACAGAUACCUCCUCGCUGAAAAAAGCCGUAGCCGUUGGUAAAUAAAUUCCCCCGCGGCUCGUGAAAUCGGUGGCCGCCCGCGGGCGCUUGUGUAAAGAAAAUGGCGCGGGCGGAAUAUCUUGCGAGCGCCCGCGCGCGCGGCAGCUGAUCGGUGCCCCGUGGCGCCUGGGCUGCCCCAUACAUCCAGAAACCCCACGGGCGUGAAGGCUGCUGCGCUGGUUCAGAAAGUGCGCAGGCAGGGCAGAGAAGCGCUUGGGCCUGCGGGCUUCAAAAGUUUCCGCGGCGGGCCAGCGUAUGGACAUACUCCGAGCAUGCGGGCUCCAAAAGUAUGCGCGGCGGUCGGUGUGUGCCUUGGGUGUGUGCCUUGUGUGUCUGUGGUAGCUAGGCAGAGCGGGGGCUGUGCCCUCUUAAUGCCGGCUUUGUUGUCCUCGUCGCAAGCACUGGACUGGGACAAAGCAGGCAUCCCCCUUGGGGGGCUCCCUGGUGCAGGCGUCGCCGCUGAUCUGCUGCGUAUGGUUUGCCAAGUGGAGGCAUUGACCAGGGAAAGAACCAGGAACGACGGCGGGGCCGCUCAUGAGAGUGCGGGCGCCCAGGCUGUGCGUGCGUGCUGCUCCAUUUGCGGCCACAAGGAGGCGAAGGCGCAGCCCAUCGGCACAGGCGUCAGGUGAAAACGCCGCAGCAGCUUGGCGGGCUUGGGUGAACUAGUACCCAGCCGAGCCUGGAGGCGCUGCGGCUGUGUGCCCUCGUGGAGUGGGGUGGGCGCAGUUUGAUGCUACUCAGUUAAAACCAUGAAGCAAGGGGGAAAGAGUGAAAGCCGGGAGGGGGUGCAGUAGGGGUUCUAGAAUCUUCCCCAAAAAUGUAGUUUCUCACUGUCAUACUUUGGCUUAGUCUGAUUAGAUAGCUUGCCGCCCGGCUUCUCCUUUUUUUUUGAAUUUCAUUAGAAGCUAGCUAUUUUUGCACUCUCUUGAUAGUUACGUGGGUACAAAUGACUUUGGCUUCGCACUUGCAGGCGUUCGCGCUUUGAUGUGCUGACUUCUACAGCGAUAAUCUUACCAAGUAGAACAAAAUAACUACCAACACAUCAGGCCCUGGUUGAAAACCCUUUUGGCAACUACUUGGUACAGCAUGCUUUGAAAAUCUGGGGGUGGGAAGGCGGUCGGUUCGUCACUGCUCUCAUCGGGGAGUUCGCCAGACUAUCGACGCAGAAAUUCUCAAGCAACGUGGUGGAGUGUUAUGAUGACUGAACGAAUGAAGAUGUUGAAGAUGAGAGACACUGAGCCUCUCGUCGUUGUAAUCUGACCUGCCUCCUAACAUGAGCAGUAUUCGUAACUCGUAGUUCUACUUUCCUUUCCAAACCCGAUUACAUUCUGUAAGUAACAUAAAGAUGAGCAUAACUAAGGAAACUUUAUUAGAUCCUUUACCCCGCGAACGCGAUAACUACUGGGUCCACCACUAAUACGUACUACGUAACGCUAACUUGCACUGCCUACUUCCGUCAACAAAAUCUACUCUAAUGCCUUGUCCUCACUGUCGCCGACGAUGAUGAACUUCGCGCCGCUGUUGUACGCGAGAUCUUCGAUGUGAAUACCUUUGCGGAUCUCCUACAAAGCAAUUUUGCGCAGUUUGUGGUUCGGCGUGCGUUAUCCCACACCUCAGUCUCCGAAUCUGAGAGCAUUCGCGCACAGUUCGAGACGUUUCUAUCUUAAGGCCACAACUGUAUCUGUACAACUAUCUCUCAUGAAGUAGUACCCAUUUCGUGGAAGCCGUUAGCUGUCCUCAAGGAGGAAAAGAUCUCAGGAAAAGACUUUACCAAGAUUUGUCAUUAGGGUGGUCUUUCAAGAUCUGAGCCAAUGACCCUCAACCAAGGUCGCCGAGAUCUUUAUGGGUCACUUAGGAUCGUGAAGUCUUUGUCUUAGUCUAGGGAGGUGUUGAGCAGCUCUAACUACUAAAGGCUCGCUACCACAAGCUGCGACCGAAAUGGGCAAGAAUUCUGUUUCGCCAUGGCAAUGAAGGCAGGAUGGGACCUCUCGGAGCGCCUAGUACACCUGGAACUGUGCCUGGUUGUUAUGGAGAUCAUAACUAUAUCUAUGUACAUGCCCAGAAAGCGGGCCCAUCAAGCAACUAGACAGAUAAGAAAAGACAAACGAAGGUAGCCGCUAAGUCACCAAACUAGCGAUGCGCGGUUGGCUUAGAAUGACCCAGCAUGGACGCUGGCCAUGGCUAAGCCAGCAGGCUGGCUAUAGCUAAUCUAGUAAGCUGGAGUGGCUAUCGCUAAGCUAGCAGGCUAGCUACGGCAAAGCUGCCAGGUAGCAGGCUGGUCAUGACUAGGCUAACAGCCUGGCGAUGCCGGGCUAAGCUAGCAGGGUGGCCAUGGCUAAGCUAGCUAUGGCUAAGCAGCUAGCAAGCUAGCCGUGGCGAAGCUAGCAAGCUAAGGCCCUCAAGAGGUGGCCCUCAAGGAAGGGCCUAAUAUUAACCCAAUUUUAUUAUUACAAGCGCCCCCUUAAGGAGCUCCCUUAUGGGCCAUUUCUUGUCCUUAAGGGAGGUCUAUAGUAGAUUUCUAUAAUAUAGAUUGCUUAACUUCUAAGGAAUGCCAUUUUCUUAAGGAAGCUUCUUGCGGAGGCCUCUUUAAGUAGACAUCCUGACCACAAAAAUACUGCUUACAAAAUCAAUACUAAUAUAUAUAAGAAGUGGAAGUAAAAAAUCUACUAUGACACCCACAACAACUUCUGCACUCUAUGCGUAUCUAUAGUGAUGACGCUCAGGCAGCAAUCAAAAAGGACUGAGUUCUACUGGUGGUCACAUGUCGUCAAAUGCAAGGGGAAGAAUCGCGACGCAUAAUUAGAGCGACUUCUUUUAUACCUCUAGACUGGGCACACUCCUACGACUACUAGUGUCCAUCCUGUUCCUGAUAAAGAUUUCUUCUUCUAACCUUCCACAACCGUGCCAGGCAUGGAUGCGUAUGCCCUGAAUUCCAGUGCGGGUGCGGCAGUCCCAGCUCAUGGGUCACAGCGUCCUAGUUGUAUGUUCACCUCAUAUGGUGGACAACGCCCUCCGAACAACAGGGGGCCGGUGGCUUAUCGCUGA
Amoebophrya sp. A25 is the source of this 10763-nucleotide messenger RNA. The record is from the annotation of a GenBank genome assembly. NCBI's taxonomy places the organism in Eukaryota, Dinophyceae, Syndiniales, Amoebophryaceae.